This is a messenger RNA of Synchytrium microbalum, 5874 nucleotides long. RefSeq lists its product as uncharacterized. The coding region runs from base 1 to 5874 and encodes 1957 amino acids. Lineage: Eukaryota; Fungi; Chytridiomycota; Chytridiomycetes; Synchytriales; Synchytriaceae. The record is from RefSeq and is a predicted model, not a curated record. The transcript is spliced from 27 exons.
AUGACCAAAAAGCUAAACUCAUUGAAGCCAGAGGAGGCAGAAUCAAUAUCCAAAUGGGCGAUUGCCACCAAGUCCUUUAUAGACAGGAUACCUACCAAUAAUGCGUCGACAUUGUCAUCAAACGAACAAAUAACAACAACACCACGAAAACCACCAAGUAAAGAUAUUGAAGACGACGACGAUCCAUCUCCUAUUCCUCCAUCGACACGUACAUCCAACGAUGGAUCCAGUCAUGCUCAAGUAUUGGAACAAACCAUCGUACAUUGCGCAGUGCAAUUAGUUCCAGUGCUGGGGCAUUCUAAUCCAAAGACGAGAGCUAAAGCAGUGGCAAUGCUCUUUCAACUGGCUGUUUUACUUGAUCCCACUGUUGCUACACAACAGAGCAAAGUGGAUCGUGUCUCAACCGCGUUGCAAGUUGAUGAACGAGGAUACCAUGGUCACAUACACGAACUCUUCCACUACCUCGCAUCUCCCAUGUCAUGUAUCGCAUUACCAAUGAUAUCUGGCCUCGAAUCGCUCUCAAAAAGCAGUAACUGGACUACAAGAGGUGCUUCUAUAUCUGCCAUGACACGUAUCCUAUUUGAGAACGAGAAAAUGUUUGGACAGGAUGAUCAUUUACGAGUUGUGUGGAAUUUGUUCUUCACUUUGGGAUCAAAUUCAAAGCAUCGUUUCUUUCCUGAUCGGAUUGUUGUCAUUAAGGCAUUGGGUCUCCUCGCACCUUUAUAUUGUUUGUCGGAUUCUAGCUUGACGCAACAGAUUGUUAAGGUGUUGCUGGGCUUAAAAGACAAGACUUCCGCGGAAUCAGAGGCCAUCAAAGGCACAUUGAAGAAAGUGUUUGAUAAGCUUGGAGAGUCUGCCAAUAAAGAUCCCAAAGCUUCUGGAUACCAAAUGUUUUCAGAUCUAUUACAAUCUCAGUCGGAAUCUGCUCAUGAUCUGCUACCAUGGGCGCUAGAAACAUACACGACCAGUCUAGUACCAUCUCUUCGUGAAAAAGGAGGUGGGAAGAAACCUGUGAUAUUGGCAGAAUCAGAUAUGAUUGCCUUUGUCGAAUUCCUAUCCACACUACAGAACCAUCUUCAAUCAGCCUCUCCUCUAAUCCGAUACAGUACAUGUUUAUGUCUCCAUACUGCCUUAACAUUAUGUCCGAGUCUGCUGUCGCCUAGCUCACCUUACACUACUAAAUUGGUUAUGGGUGUAGCUGAUCUGGACUAUUUGACCGCCUUCUUGUAUACGUCACUACUUCCCAAGAUUACACAUUCGACACCUGAACUGAGUCAAGAUGUGGAGAAUGUUAUUGCUCAGUAUCGUAGACAGGAUCUAAUAGGGCAAUCGUAUGAUAAGCGAUACAUGAAGAAGGACGUUGAUGUCUCUCAUAACGCUAAAAGUAUCGACUUAUUCAUUAUACUGGAUGCAGUCAUCAAAUAUGUACCGGUGCCACCUAAAACGUAUCUGUCAAAGGCAGUGUCGUCUUUGGCAUCACUAAAACCAACACAACGUUUGAAAUCGCUUGAUGUGAUACGUGCGUAUGUGUCUCAGACACCACAGAUUGAUGUGGAAGUCAUUGAUGCACUGCUACCAUUAAUACAAACCUCUGAUUCUGUGCUGCAAGCAUCGGUGGUACAGGUGGCCAAAGCUAUUCUGCCUUCGCUUAGUAGAGCUCAGCCACAGGAUGUCUCGUUUGUGUGGCAUACAAUGCAUCCCCUGUUGCAAUCGUCGACGAAUGAGAAAACGACAUUGGCUAUGGUGGAACUGUGUAGUUGCUUGCCCUUGCAGCUGUUGAAUCAGAGUGACAGGACAGAGCUGUUGAUGUGUCUUUUCGACUUGGCUUUUGAUGCUCACGCUGGCGUUCGAGCAAAAGUAUACAAUGUCUUGUCACAGUGCGCCACAUUAUGGGAAACCGGUAGUGAACGUAUCACGGCUAUUGCAAUUCUAUUUCUGAGCUUGGGAGAUGGUAGCCUGGAAUGUGUGAAACAGAUAUCCAACUAUUUGACGACUUUUGAGCCCGUUAUACCAGCCUCGGUGCUAGAACUGGUCAAACUACUCCCAAAGGCAUCAGAAAGUGGACUCCGCGCAGUCCUGAAAGUCUAUGAUGACAUUGCCAACAAGAUAUGCAAUGUCCAGACCUCUUGUGCUCCAUUGGUUGAAGUCAUCACGGCUGACGAAUCUGUUGAUCGAUUUUGGGAAUUCUUCUUGUCUGAUGUGCCUGAAAAUCAACUUGUCAGGCCAGAUGAUUACUCAUAUACAAGGAACUUCGUACAGGCACCAUUUUGGAUUUCUUUGUUAUUGUGCAAAUUUAGGUUGCCACCACCACCUGCUUCUACCAGCGGUGAAGUUGUUGACCGAAGGAUUGUUCCUGCUUCUCCUGCCAGUAAAAGGAGAUUUGCAUGUGGAUUUAUGCUGUGUCUUAUGCCAACUGCUGGCAUGCCGGAUCCAAUUUUAAGAGUACUCGCUUGUGAAGCACUCGUAAGAUGUUGCUUUGGCGAUUACAAGGUCUUUCCAGGAGCGCUCAAAGGGCUGCUUGAAAACACUGCUGGUCAGAUGUUGAUUCAUAAGCAGUGGACAUAUCAGAGAUCGGCAAUUGACAUCGUGUCACUACUACUACUGGCUCGUUUGUCAAACGGCAUCAGUCAAAUCCUGUUUCAUCAGUACUUUGAUGUUGCUUUGGAAUGGACUGCCAAUGCUUCAUCCGCCAUUGUCAAAAUCGGAGCACUGAAACUUGCUGAAGUGUUUCUAAAAGUGUUUCCUAAAGCUACUGGUGCAAAGAUUGAAGAGUUGCGAGAUCGUGUCAGAACCUUGAUUGUGGACAAAGAAAACGAAAUUCGACGAUUGGCCUGUAAAUUAUAUCCCAUCAUUUUCAAGCAAACCCCAGCUGCUAUGAUGGAGGUUUCAUGGAAUUAUCUGCUAAGUGAAAUCAAAGUGAUUUCGAAAGGUGGAUUAGCAGCAGCAGCUGAUCCGUUAGUUGCAUCUUUGACUCCAGCUGAUUGUGAUCAUGUAAUCAGAACAAGCAUUAUUGCUAGUGCCUACCUACCAACGAACCCCGUACUGAGUGAUCAAAUUGUGCAAAGCCUGCUGCCGUAUUUGCAUCAUUCAAGUCCAGAAUUUCGUGUGGCUGCAAUUCAGUCUAUUCUGCAACAUACUUCCAGAUUGGAUAAAGAUCGUGUUGCUCCACUCAUGUGGAUUGUGUUGCCAUUGUAUGCGGAUCCGCAGUCACAUGUCAGAGUAUUGUUUGACCGAUUCCUUAAACGGCAGCCUCUGGUGCGGAAUGAAUGGCAUAUUGAUCCUCAUGGUGAAGACGACGAGGCUCUUAUAAAUGGAACCCUUGAAGACUCUCUUGGUGAUGAAUCUGUGAUAACAAGCAACCUGCAACACUUCACCGAUUUUGGAUUUUUGGAAGAUGGAGAGGAAGAUUUCUUUGAGUUGGGCACAGAGCAUAUGGCAGAGGGAUAUCCCAGACGACAGCCUCUCAUAUCGACUCAUCUAGUCUCUUCAUUGCGGCAGGUUGCUCAACUCAUAACUAGUGUCUUGUCGCCUGAAUCUGGCAGUCAAGUUGUUUAUUACCUGCAAGAAAUGCAAAAGAAUCGACAAUUGGAGGCUUCAACAAUUCUAGUGUUAUCUGAACUCUCAUCCAUGCUGGAAAGUGCCAUGCCAACUAUUGUGGACAUCAUGAUUUCGCAUCUAGCCAAUGAUGUGUCUCAGCACAGUAAUACUGCUAUGGAAGCUUGUUUGAUUGGCCUCCGAAACAUUUCAGAAAACUCUCCCCUUGCCUUCAAACAAGUGCUGGGUCGGUUGACCGCUGCAUCAGCAGUAACAAACGAAGGAGAUAUCAUUGCAUUAUUACAUAUUUCAGAUGUGAUUGCUGAAAAGGCAGCUCCUAAAGCUGUAGAUGUUUUGCGUCGAUAUGUGCCUGUGAUAUCCAGUGCUAGACACUCUAGUAGGAAACGGCGGUGGGCUGUAUAUCUCUGUGUCGAGAUGGCCCUUUUAGCUGGUGCAGACGAGAUGAUGAAACUGCUAGAUGCUAUUCAGGCGUUUAUGGAUGCUUACGAAGAUGAAGAUGACGAUAACAAUCUUAGGAUUCAUGUGUAUAGCUGCUUGUCGCGAAUCUUGGUGCAGCUGGGACCAAAGCACCCCUUUUUCCGUGCUCUUAUUGCAUCAGCCAAAAAAGAAGCUCGUCAUAAAGAUGUCAAGAUCCGAUUACGAGCUCUAUCCAUAUUUGAAAUCUUUAUCAAUCACAUGACUGGUGACGAAUCUAUGAACUUUGCAAUCUUGUUCCUAUCAGACACGGACGCCAGCAUUCGGGACGAGGCCAGAAGAGUGCUGGCUAUGGAGGGGUUGUUGGAGUUUUGUGCUACCAAAGUUAGGAAUCUGAGUGUUACUGCAAGUCCGUCUAGAAACUUGAGCGUCUCUGGAAGUGUGUCUAGAGGCUUGAGUCUUGCUGGGGGACUUGGGGCUCCAAGUGAAGCUGGAACAAAUCGAAGCCAAUUCUACGACCAUGGAGAUUCACGUGCUUCGUCAUCAGAGCUACUGAAUAAGGCGGUUGUGGUACCAUCGAGAGGAUCGAAAUGGAACGCGAGAUUUUAUGGUCUUCCAACUGGCGUGUCGCAACCACCAGCACCAUCAUCUGUGGUCAAAAAUCUGGAAUCUAAGGCGACACCAAGUAUGGCUUCUGCAUCUCCCGAUGUUGUGGCCAAGCAUUCUUGGGCUCUACACAUUGACCCUUUGGUCUUAUUAAAGGAAUGCUGCAAGCAGGCUACUCCUGUCGCCGAGGAGCUAGUUGAAAGUUUGUUGGUUGAAGUUGAACGAGCAAUACGAGAAUCCGGCGGACAAGAUGAAUCCUCGGAUGCUUCAGAUCUAGAAUCCGAAGUCCAUGCCAUCGAAAGCGCAGGGCAAAUUCUCUGUGCAUUGAAUGGAGCAUCUCACAAGGCCUCUACAUAUGUGGAUCGUUUGCAGUCUCUAUUGAAGUUGUGCAAUACGUCUUCAGAGAGCAUACGAGAGGCCUUGUUUGCUGAUUUGGAGAGUUCUUUCUUCUUUUUCGAUGAGACUAUGGAUGCCCCUAUUGUUUCUGAAGAGCAGUAUCAGACAUUCGAGGCCAUGAAGAAACUCUCACAAGAAGCUACUCAGGAGGUUGUCAAGACUGGCAAAGUUGAUAAAUUGGGACAGUUGGAAGCUAAGAGGAAUGAGUUGGUUGAUGUGAUUGAUACUGAGAGUGAUCGUAUCAGAAGAUUUACAGUCUUGUCAGUUCAUGGCACUAUUGCUUAUGCUAAAUACUUUGCUGCCAAUCCCAACACUAAGCCUAUUGAAGCGUUAGAGUUUUUGGAGACUUUGUCGUCUCAAGAACAUUGGGGCAUACGUAUGGCAGCUAUUGAAUCUAUAACCAUGAUUGCGAACGCACACGUUGCACCAGGCACUGGUGACAUUCAGAUCAAAGUAUCUAGCAUGCUUGGAGCUGUCGUAUCUCGCUUCGAAACAGAGAGGUCUACUCUGUUUAGAAGAAAAGUGGACUUGCUACACCUCAUGCGCCAUCUCCUAAACCAUUCUCGAGUAUCUGGCACCACAUCACCGACAUUAACGACCCGUAUAGUCGCCAUCCUGUUAGACUUGUGGACGGAUGUAGAUCAAGAAGUAAGAGCCGAGUCUAUACGCAUGAUGCAGCAGAUGCUGGAAUGGGGUGUACCAGAAGCUAUAAGUUUGUUUAGCUCGAGUAAUAGUAUGAGUGAUAAGGUCACGAUAUCUGGACAAGCGAGCAUGUUGAUGGCACGACCAGAGUAUGAGCAGAAGAAUGAGCUGCUGCAGCUGCUUAAGUGGGGGUUUACUCAUCCGAUGAGUAAAAGUCGUAGUCCCAGUAAAGUAUCUGGAAGUAAAACUGUGCUUGGUUGA